ACUAAGAAGAUGGCGGCGGCCCCGCUGUACUGUGUCUGCCGGCAGUCUUACGAUGUUAGCCGGUUUAUGAUUGAAUGCGACAUUUGUAAUGACUGGUUUCAUGGCAGCUGUGUCCAAGUGGAAGAGCACCAUGCCGUGGACAUCGAUGUUUACCACUGUCCCAAAUGUGAUGUCCAACACGGUCCCUCCUUGAUGAAAAAACGUAACAACUGGCACCGGCAUGACUAUACAGAGCCUGACGAUGGCAGCAGGCCGGUGCAAGCGGGGACCUCUGUGUUUGUACGAGAGCUGCAGAACAGGAUCUUUCCCAGUGCGGAUGAGAUCAUGGUGCAGAUGCAGGGCCAUCAGGUAACACAGAAGUACCUGGAGAAGCAGGGCUUCCACUACCCCAUCACCGUUCCCAAACUGGAUGGACUAGGUCUCAAGCUGCCCCCCUCCAGCUUCUCUGUAAGGGAUGUGGAGGAGUACGUUGGUGGUGACAAAAUCGUGGAUGUCAUUGAUGUUGCCAGACAGGCAGACAGCAAAAUAAAGCUUCGAGAGUUCGUCAAGUAUUACUACAAACCUUAUCGGCCAAAGGUGCUGAACGUGAUCAGUCUGGAGUUUUCAGACACCAAGAUGGCAGAGCUGGUGGUGGUGCCUGAUAUCGCUCAGAAGAUGUCCUGGGUUGAGAACUACUGGCCAGAUGACUCCUUCUUCCCCAAGCCUUUUGUCCAGAAGUACUGCCUGAUGGGGGUGAAGAACAGCUACACAGACUUCCACAUAGACUUCGGAGGCACAUCUGUGUGGUACCAUGUACUCUGGGGAGAGAAGAUCUUCUACUUGAUCAAGCCGACCCAGGCUAAUCUUGCACUAUACGAGGCGUGGAGUUCCUCCCCCAACCAGAGCGAGGUGUUCUUCGGCGACAAGGUGGACAAGUGCUACAAGUGUGUGGUGCCUCAGGGAACCACUGUCCUCAUCCCAACAGGAUGGAUCCAUGCUGUUCUCACCUCUCAGGAUUGCAUGGCGUUCGGGGGGAACUUCCUCCACAAUCUCAACAUAGGCAUGCAGCUCAGGUGUUAUGAGAUGGAGCGGCGGUUGAAGACUCCUGACCUAUUCAAAUUCCCUUACUUUGAGGCCAUCUGCUGGUAUGUGGCAAAGAAUCUACUGGAGACUCUAAAGGAGUUACGAGAGGAUAACUGCCAGCCCCCAGCCUACCUGACAGAAGGAGUGAAAGCCUUGAUUACUGCACUGAAGAACUGGCUGAAACGAGAGGUCACAGAGCCGGCCAGCGAGGUCCCGGACCAUAUCAGACCCAACCGUCUAAUUAAAGAACUCACAAAGGAAAUCCGCUACCUGGAGGAGGAGCAGCAGAGUGGCGCUGGAGGUAGCAAGCCAAUGAAAUCUCAGGGAAGUGGAGCAUGCCCGCUGACGCGGUCGACUCUGGACCGGGCUAGCCAUCAUGCUCGCAGGACUGCCAGACGGCUACGGCACCACCACCAUCAUCACCAUGCGCCCAAGACGCCCUCCAACCUGGAGAUCCUGGAGCUGCACACGCGACAGGUGCUCAAGAGGCUGGAAGUGGGACCCUUUGAGGAGGAUGCCCCCUUCAGCUCCACGGUGACGGCCAAGUUCAACAAGGCAUCUGUGGCAUCUGCUGCAGCUGUGGAGCGGAGCCUGGACAACAACCUCCGUUUGGUGAUGUGCCACGGCCGGAUUAUCAGAGAUGAGCGUUGUCACACCAGGGUGAAGAAUAGUCCGGUGCAGGAAGGUGAGAGGAAUGGUGGCCAGCAGUUGGAAGGGGUCCUGGUGAAAACAGAAAUCAAUGACACCAUGCAGGAACAGCACAGAGACCCAGAGAGAGGGGAGAUACCGAGCCCCCUCAGCAGUGAGUCUAACUGGUCAAGUCACCGGCUGUCAAUCAACGGUUUAGAGUUUUUCGAAAGAGUGAAUUCCGAUCUGAGGAAAGGAACCGCGGUGUACUCCGACAUCUCAGACUCUGAGUCCGAAGAGCGUUGCUCUACACAGAAAAGGGACUCUGGGAAGGAUUCAGGGAGCUCAGAUGAGGAGGAUAAGGAGCUGUGCAGGACGGAGCGAGGCACAGGCAGUGUGACGGACCUGCAGCAGGCCAGCCAGGCCCUCAGCCACCACCACAAACCACUCAAAGGAGAACAUCCUACCUCGCCAACCACAGAAGAGGAGGCUGUUGAGGGCAUGCUGUCCAUGGCAGGGCUGCUGUACCCUCAGCGACCAGAGGAGAGUAGCACUGCCCAGGAGCCCUGGUGGUCCAGCCCAGCCCAUCGCUGCCCUGACCGUGGUGAAAGAGAGCCUGCGUCAGGGGAGGAGAGCCAGGAUUCAGACAGCAACUCCACACUGAGCCUUCAGGAUGAGCGGAGGGCCCAGCAGCAUGUGCGUAAGGAGUGUCGAGCUGAACUCAGCCAGAGGAUCCAGGAGAACAAGAACUUCAUGGACAGUCAGAGCAGUGGGAGUAACAGCAGCGAGGCCUGGGGGGACCAGAGCCCCUCUCAGGCUGCCUCUAGCCCACUCUGCCUGGACCCCAGACCAGGGACUGACUAUCAGUACUGUGAGACCACUCUGUCACCCCCCCUGCAUCCCUCCAAGAGGUCCGCCCCAAACACCCCACCCAUCAGUAAUCAAGCGACUAAAGGAAAACGUCCUAAGAAAGGUAUGGCCACCACCAAGCAGAGACUGGGGAAGAUUCUCAAGCUGAGCAGGAACAACCACUUUUUGCUAUAGCACUCAAGACCCAUAUGUCUCCAGUAAAAACUUGAAGGGACAACUCGACCCCUACCCAUAUACUGAGGAUGCGUCUCUUUCAGCUUCGACUCUCACAUUCUAUCAAAAAUCAUCGCUUGGAUGGACUGCCCUGAAUCACUGACUCCACAUGCUAGAUGACAAAGACACGAGCGAGCGCACCAUUUCCCAUGGUGAAGUGAUGGUGCGCUGUAAAAACAACUGCUUGGAUUCUCAGCAGUGACAUUGGAUUGUAUAUGUUCUAGUCAUCAAAAGAGAGACACAGUAAAUUUGGCUUUGUUUGAGUUGAAGCACCGCAACAACACAGAAUUGUCCAAAGAUGCAUGGCAGUGGGAAUUUAAAUUACGUCUUUUGAUACAACAACUUUGCAUCUGAGCCACGCUUUUGUAUCUGUUUUGGCUGGUGCUUUACCCAAGGCUUGCACUAGCCCUUCCAACCAACACUACUUGUUAUGCCACAACAAGCAAAACAUGUUGUGCUUAAGCCGAGAAUGGCAAGUGAAGAUGCUGCUUUCUGCUACCUGGUUUUCAUCACCUCUUUGGGACAUUGUCUUGUGUUAGUCUGACUGAAGAGCAAGAAUGGUGCUAUGGUGUUGGAACAAAUUUGAAAUGGUGCUAUAGUGUAUAUUCAUGCUAUCCUUUUGUCUACCCUCCUGUCACGAUCACGCCAGUGAUUGCAUUUGAGAGAGGGGGGAGAUAUUUUGAUGCAGCACUCUAGUCACCUUGCCUUAUCAGCCUCCCAGUACGUAAAAAGCUAUCAUGAAUCCUAAUGCAUUAAGCCAUUCCAAAAAUACCUCUCCUACCACAUUAAGAGUACUGGUUCUGUUUACUUAAAGAGUUACGAGCCUUAUUGCGCUAUAGUUGAUCACUCUAUAGUUGAUCAUAUCAAAUGUGUUCCUUUGGUGCCAUCUAUUGGUCAAAUUAGGGCAGGUAGCUUGAGAGUGCUGUUAUUAUUAAAGGUUUCUGAAAUUGCAAAAAGCUUUUAUAUAAAGUAAAAAAUGUACAGAAUUUAUAAUAAGUUAUCCAUAAUUUAUUUCACUUUCUCUUUUGGUGUUUAUUGUUCUGUUUCUUUUGCUGGUAUUGAAUUGUGUAUUGAGGGGGGGAAAGUUAAUAAUGGCUAUAUGACUAUGACAAUCCUGUUACGAUGGAUAGUGUAACGGAUGUGGGAUUUUCUUCCCUAAGAGGCAAAGUAUACAACCUCUUACAUUUGUAUGGGUGGAUUUCAGCAAAAAUCUACAAAAGAUUAUACACAUUUCCUAUCUUCUAGUUGGGCUAAGAAUGAUACUUUGAUUAAAAAAGAUUGGUCAAGAAUAUUUGGCUAUUUGUAUGAAAUUGAAAGAAUAUUUAUUUUUUAAUAAAUGUGUCAAAGGAAAAAUCCACUCAACUGUAUUUUGGCUUUUUUUCUUUCAUUA
Messenger RNA from Salvelinus sp. IW2-2015, 4162 nucleotides. It is a transcript of the gene kdm7ab, whose product is annotated as lysine (K)-specific demethylase 7Ab. Gene Ontology annotation, molecular function: histone demethylase activity; transcription coregulator activity. The record is from RefSeq and is a predicted model, not a curated record. Gene Ontology annotation, biological process: protein demethylation; regulation of transcription by RNA polymerase II. NCBI's taxonomy places the organism in Eukaryota, Metazoa, Chordata, Actinopteri, Salmoniformes, Salmonidae.